UCGUUGUUCACUUUCGGUUGAAGCAGACUUGUUUCUGGUCGGCGUUCGGAAUCGUCGAUCUGAACUUCAUUUUCUAGUGUUGUUGUCGGUCGUUAAAAAAAAAGAACGAGGGAAAUGAUUAAGUUUACUUCAAUUUUAGCUGGCUUCGCGCUGGCCUUUCUGCUGGUCCCUGCUAUUGCUAUGGCCGCCGAAAAGUCAGCCGCAGCAGCAGAUGAUGCGCAGAAAGAUGGUGAAAUCAAAAUCUACAAACGACUCAUUCCGGCCGAUGUACUCAGAGAUUUUCCUGGAAUGUGUUUCGCAUCGACUCGUUGUGCUACAGUAGAGCCCGGCAAGACGUGGGAAUUAACGCCAUUCUGUGGCCGUUCGACUUGCGUUCAAAACGAAGAAAAUCCCUCAAAGCUCUUGGAACUUGUAGAAGACUGCGGUCCCUUGCCGUUGUCGCUAGCCAACGAUAAGUGUAAGCUGGAUACCGAGAAGACCAACAAGACGGCGCCAUUUCCCUUCUGCUGUCCUAUCUUCACCUGCGAGCCUGGUGUGAAGCUGGAAUAUCCCGAGGUUGAAAAGGAAGAGGAGAAGAAAAACUAAUCCUCUAAUGUUGACCUUUUUUUGUAAUCAUUUAUCUGUUCUGUCGGCUACCGCUUUGUUUCAACCUAGCCACGUUUUUUCUCAACUGACAGAAUAAUAAUAAUAAACUUUGUCCAAUCAUUUAAAUAAUAGUACGCUU
Molecule: messenger RNA, 724 nt
Organism: Drosophila novamexicana
Lineage: Eukaryota; Metazoa; Arthropoda; Insecta; Diptera; Drosophilidae
Exons: 3
Coding region: 115-585 (156 amino acids)
Source: RefSeq, a predicted model, not a curated record